AUGAUUUAUUUUGUAGCCCCUAGUAAAAUGUAAAUGCUUUGCUAAUAGAACUUAUUAUUACUUUAGUACAUAAUAUUUUUAAUUAUACAAAAGAAAUAAAUACAUUUAUUUAUAUCCUUUUUUUGUCUUGUUAUUUAAUUUAUUUAUUUUUCUUAGAAUACGAUCAAAAAAAAUUAAUUGAUUGAAUAUCAAAAAUAAUUAAGGGGAGAAAAGCGAUCAAAGAAAAAAUUUAAGAUUGGCACUGUUCAAUCAAUCAUUAAUUCAUUAAUAAAUACAUAAAGAAAGCAAAUGAAAUAAUAAUUAAUAAAUUAAUUGAUAAAAAAAGCAAGAAAAAAAUUCAUCUACUAUUACAUUAAUAAUUUGAAUAAAUAGAAAUCAAGAUAUAUCAAAAAAUCAUAAUUUUUUCUUAAUACAAACAAUUAAAUUUAAUAAUCCUAUAAGUUUACCUGA
Molecule: messenger RNA, 450 nt
Organism: Tetrahymena thermophila SB210
Lineage: Eukaryota; Ciliophora; Oligohymenophorea; Hymenostomatida; Tetrahymenidae
Product: transmembrane protein, putative
Exons: 1
Source: RefSeq, a predicted model, not a curated record